AUGGCAGCAAGUAUACCUUCCAUCGCAGUGCCUGGGCUACGUCUCGGCGAUAGCUCAACAUUCACCUCCGGCCCAGGAACAUACGUCCGCGACUCCUCUAUUUGCGCCUCCAUAGCCGGCCCAGUAAUCCUCAAAACCGACGAUAAGGGAACAGAUCCAAAGCGCAAACCCCGCAAAAUCCUCACAGUAUCCCGCUCUCCGCAAACAGAUACCCCCAACCCCACACAAAAACAACAACAAGCCAAAUCCCCUCUAAAAUUCAACACCCUACCAGCCGUCGACUCUAUUGUCCUCGCCCGCGUAACCCGCGUUCAGAAGCGCCAGGCAACAGUCUCAAUACUCAUGGUCGUAGAUGACCAAAACAACGAUCUCAUCGACACCAACAUGCGCACAAUCCUCUCUUCGGCACCCAUAAUCACCACCGCCGGCACAGAUAGUACGAGCACAAGCAACACGGCAGACGAUCUAUGGUUUCAAGCAAUUAUCCGCAAAGAAGAUGUUCGUGCUGUUGAAAAGGACCGCGUAGUAAUGGAGGAUAUGUUCAGGGUGGGGGAUAUUGUGCGCGCAUACGUGAUUUCAGUGGGCGAUCAGAGCUCAUAUUAUUGUUCGACUGCACGGAAUGAGCUUGGAGUCGUUAUGGCGAGGAGUGAGGGAGGAAAUAUGAUGUUCCCCGUCAGUUGGAAGGAGAUGAGGGAUCCGGUUACGGGUGUUGGUGAGGCGAGGAAGGUUGCGAAGCCGUUUUGA
Molecule: messenger RNA, 744 nt
Organism: Trichophyton verrucosum HKI 0517
Lineage: Eukaryota; Fungi; Ascomycota; Eurotiomycetes; Onygenales; Arthrodermataceae
Exons: 1
Coding region: 1-744 (247 amino acids)
Biological process (GO): RNA processing
Cellular component (GO): nuclear exosome (RNase complex); cytoplasm
Molecular function (GO): RNA binding
Source: RefSeq, a predicted model, not a curated record